AUGCGUCUCUCGUCUCUCGCCUUCACGGCUCUCUGUGGAAUUCGCCUCGUCGCCUCAGCAGCCCUUUCAAAACACGAGAACUCAUUCGAGCUCGUUGACGGCCCAUUCUUCACAUUCCAUUACAAGACCGAUCGACCCUCAGAAAAAAACUGGAUCGGAAUAUACAGUAUCUACGGCGAUGGUCCGGGCAAAGAAGAACCGCUGUACUGGGACUGGAUGCGGGAGUCAGAGGAAACGAAGCGUGUUGACGAUAAACAUCUGAACUGGGGCUCUUACAAGGCCUACUUCCUCGUUGGUGAUGAUUAUAAAAUCCUCGCUGGCCCAAUUGAUAUCUUCCUUUCUGGCAAGGGUCCUAUAUCGUUUAACGUCAAAGAAUUCACCACUAAGAAUGCUCGCGAGGGCGAGAAUUUCGAGGCUCGAGUUAGCGGUCUUUUGCACCAUGCGCCGGAUCCAAAUACCAAGUACAGCAAGAGCUCUGGUUCUGAUUGGAUCAGUGUUUCUGAGGAUGGUGUUAUCUCUGGGAUUCCAAGUGAGAGUGGCAGCUUUACUGUCACAGUAAAAGCUACAGCCUCUGAUAAAUCGACCGUCACAGUCGAUGUGACUGUUCCAGUGGUUCCUUCUGGAAAGUCCCUCGUCACUGAACUCAAAGUUAUGUCCUUGAACCUUUGGUACGGCGGUACCCAGGUCAGCGAUUACAACCGCAAACAAAUCUCCGCCAUCGCCAAUUCAAAUGCAGAUAUCAUCGGUCUCCAAGAAAGCACACACGGGCACGCGACGCAGCUUGCAGAUGCCUUGGGCUGGUACUCAUGGCAAGGCAAGGAUUCCAGCAUCAUCAGCCGCUAUCCCAUAGCCGAGAAGUACGGUGCCGUCACGGAGAUCAGUGGUGCAGUGCGAAUUGCUCUCGACGGUGAUGACAGCCAAGUCAUCAUCCACAACUGUCAUCCCUACGCGUAUCCCUAUGGGCCUUAUGAUCCUUGCUUUGACAAUAAGGGUGCCGAUGCGAUAAUGGAUACCGAGGAGAGGGGAAGUCGCAUUCGCCAAAUCAAUGCCAUUAUGGAUACCAUGGCUGACGCUCUCGAUAACGCCGACAAUGUCCCUGUCUUUCUGACUGGUGACUUCAAUGCACCUUCGCACCUCGACUGGACUGAUGAGACCAAAUCUUCUCACUGUGGUAUUGGCCAAUUCGACUGGCCUACUUCCAAGGUCCCUGUUGACGCGGGUCUUAUUGACGCAUACCGCGAACUUCACCCGGACCCGGCCACUGACCCGGCCAACACUUGGUCGCCCGUUUAUCUCAUCAAUGACGACUACGAUGGCCGCAAGGAGCCCAUGGAUCGCCUUGACUUUGUCUAUUACAAGGGUAAUCUGACAACGGAGAAGUCCGAGGUUUACAUGGUCGGUGAUCCCAAACCUGAGCCGGAUCACUACUACAAUGAAUGGCCCACUGAUCACAAGGGUGUUCUCAUUACAUUCAAGAUCGGAGUUUAG
This is a messenger RNA of Penicillium salamii, 1488 nucleotides long. NCBI's taxonomy places the organism in Eukaryota, Fungi, Ascomycota, Eurotiomycetes, Eurotiales, Aspergillaceae. The record is from the annotation of a GenBank genome assembly.